This is a messenger RNA of Umbelopsis ramanniana AG, 2659 nucleotides long. RefSeq lists its product as uncharacterized. The transcript has a single exon. Gene Ontology annotation, molecular function: acyltransferase activity, transferring groups other than amino-acyl groups; hydrolase activity, hydrolyzing O-glycosyl compounds. The record is from RefSeq and is a predicted model, not a curated record. Lineage: Eukaryota; Fungi; Mucoromycota; Umbelopsidomycetes; Umbelopsidales; Umbelopsidaceae. Gene Ontology annotation, biological process: carbohydrate metabolic process; peptidoglycan turnover. Bases 18 to 2606 code for a protein of 862 amino acids.
GAUCUUUGUUCUCUCUAAUGGAAAUGUCUAAUCACGAACUUGGUCAACUUCUUAUAUGUGGUUUUGAUGGCCUGGAACCUACCCAAGGCAUUUUAGACCUUAUAAAAAACCAUGGACUGGGCUCCGUUAUCUUGUUUUCUCGUAACAUCGAUACACCCGAGCAAGUGCUUAAGAUGACAUCUAAGUUGCAGCAAGCCGCCAAGGAUGCUGGUCAUACUCGACCCUUGCUCAUCGCAGCUGACCAAGAAAAUGGUGUUGUUCGUCGUCUGGGAUCGGCGGGUACUUAUUUCCCGGGCAACAUGGCCCUUGGUGCCAUCCGCAGCACCGAGAAUGCGAAACAAGUGGCCGUGGCUACAUCUAAAGAAUUACUUGCUUUGGGAAUUAACUGGAACUUGGCUCCUUCGCUGGAUGUAAACAACAACGCUCUCAAUCCUGUUAUUGGUGUUCGUUCUUACGGUGAGGAUCCUGAAUUAGUUGGCAGGCUCGGCGCUGCUCAAGUCAAGGGCUACCAAGAGUCGAAAGUUGCUACUAGUGUGAAGCAUUUCCCCGGUCAUGGAGAUACAGCCACUGAUUCUCACUUGGGAGUUCCUGUGAUUGAUAAAUCCGUAGAAGAUCUUGAAAAGGUUGAACUUAUCCCCUUUCGCCGAGUAAUUGCUUCCGCCGAUCCAGCUUCUGUUAUGGUGGCCCACAUGUCACUUCCUCAGAUUAUUAAGAAGAUCGAUGGAAAGCAUCAACUGGUUGCCAGCAUUUGCAGAGAAGUACCCUAUGAUUUGCUACGCAAGCGCAUAGGUUAUGAAGGUCUUAUUGUUACCGAUUGUUUGGAGAUGGAUGCAGUCAAGGACACUUUUGGAACUCCUGAAGGAGCUGUUCUUGCUCUCAAAGGAGGAAACGACAUGGCUAUGAUUUCACAUACUUUGGACUUUCAACUUCAAGCAUUUGACCUUGUGAACAAGGCCUAUCAAUGUGCAGAACUCAAUGCUGAGGAAAUCAAGGCAUCUCUUGCAAGAGUGGCUUCCCUCAAGGACAAGUUUAUCGACUGGGAAAGUGCAUUUCCAUCUGAGCAAGGCCUGAAGGUUGUAGGCGAUCCGCAACACACUCAAAUUCGAGACGAACUAUACGAUAAGGUUCCAACCAUUGUCCGCGAUCGCACCAACAUAUUGCCACUGGCGUUACCUAAAUCGGAGAAGCUUCUUUUCUUGGCUGCCCAUGUGCCACUGACGCUUGCCAUUGAUUCAGAGCCGAAUCCAUUUGCUUCUUUCUAUCAAAGCAUUGUCAAACGCCAUGAGAAUACUGUUGACAUUACUUUCUAUGAGGACCAACACACUGAUUCUGAGAUUGAAAAGGCCAUCUCCGAAGCGGCUACUAUUAUUAUUGGUACCGCCAAUGCAAAUUUGCAUCCCUUCCAAGAGGUCAUGGUCAAGCGUGCUAUUGCUUCAGGAAGGCCGGUUAUCGUCACUGCCGUCAUUAAUCCUUAUGACCUAAUGGUAUUUCCAGAACUUGAUACAUACCUCGUCACAUACGAAUAUACCCCUCCUGCACAUGAAGCUGCAGUCAAGGUUAUUUUUGGCGAAAUUCAAGCGACAUCUAAGCUACCGGUAUCUCUGCCAGGUAUCGGCCAGUAUGACUCCCAACCUGAACAUGAAUGGUCUAUUGCAUCAUAUGACGAAAAACGUGACUUUGAUGAAGUCAAGAAGCUUUGGGACAUUUGUCUGCCGGACUGGCCCCUCUCUGCUGAAAAAUUUGGCUUCGUAUUGACCAACGGACCAAACCCUGCGCACUACGUCAUUCGAUUGAAGACUGAUGGAGUCAUUGGAUUUGCAUCUACUUUUGCUACUUCAGAAAAAAAGACAGUGACAGGUCACUUGAGUCUUAUUUUGGUAUCUCCCGAGCACCGGGGUCAAGGCGCUGGCAUCCUUUUGCACGAAACUGGAAUGCACAGGCUGAGAAGUUUACCAAACAUACAAAGCGUCCAGCUCGGUGGCAUUUACCCUCGCUUCUUUUGUGGUGUACCUGAAAAUCUAGGUCCAAAGACUCUGGAUUUUUUCAAAAACCGCGGCUGGGUUAUGUCUAAGGAACCAGUUUGGGAUCUCAUCCAAGACUUGACUAACUACGAAACUGACCAAGUCAUCAGCAAUCGCAUGAAGAAGGAAAAUAUACAUUUCAGCCGCAUAACGCCCUCUCGACUAUGGGAGCUUUUGGCAUUCCAAGAAAGGUACUUUGACUUCUGGCUGAGCACCUAUCAACACCACGCCGAAUUGGGUGACUUCCAAGACCUGAUUGUUGCCAGGGAAGGAGAUGAGGACGGUAAGAUCGUGGGAAGUCUUGUCCUGUAUACAGCUUGUGGUUCUCAUCCAAGAAGAAGUGACGUGCCAUGGUCCGACUCGGCCUUAUAUGGAGACGAUUGUGGUGGUAUGUCUUGUGUCGGCGUUGCAGAUGAACAACGAGGCAGAGGCAUCGGCCUUGGCAUUGUUGCUUAUGCAAACGAAGUGCUUAAGCGAAGGGGCGUCAAGAAUUCUUAUGUUGAUUGGGUCGAAGCCGUAGGAUUUUACAAACGUACUGGUUACUCUGUAUGGCGUGGAUAUUACAUGAGCUCGAGACAAGUAUAGUCUCUGUUAAACCGCGAGCUUGGAAACCUGGAUAUCCUUAAUUGGCCAUGCGC